Xylona heveae TC161 is the source of this 1587-nucleotide messenger RNA. RefSeq lists its product as hypothetical. Gene Ontology annotation, biological process: RNA processing. The transcript is spliced from 3 exons. Gene Ontology annotation, molecular function: mRNA binding. Gene Ontology annotation, cellular component: nucleus. The record is from RefSeq and is a predicted model, not a curated record. The coding region runs from base 151 to 1314 and encodes 387 amino acids. Lineage: Eukaryota; Fungi; Ascomycota; Xylonomycetes; Xylonales; Xylonaceae.
CAAAGACGAAUUUAUUUGUGUGGUUAUCCCGCGAUUGCUCUACACGCGCCCACGCUUGGAAUUGAGCUGUGUGUGAUUUAGAGUGAACAUAUCUGACACCAGACAUCGCAUAAUACCCACUGGACAACAUAAAUCAACACCUUCAUCGCCAUGGCUGAUCAGAAAAUUGUGGCACCUGAGCCCGAUCCCGCGGCUACUUCUAUUCCCAAUGACCAGACUGUGAACGAGACGCAGGCCCACGAGCCCAAGACCACAGAAGAAGCUGCUCAGCCGGCCGAGGAAAAGGCUGAAGAGCCUCAAAAGGAGGAGGAGGAAAAGACGGCUCCGGCCCCUCGUUACUCAACGAACCCUAAGCACCGUCGGAAUGUUAAGUCGGACUUCACCGCGCAAAAGGAAUCCAGUGACCCAGAUGAGAUUCGGAAGCAGGUCGAGUUCUACUUCUCCGACUCUAACCUCCCCUUCGAUGCUUUCCUCCUGGACCGCGUGGGUGGCAGCAAGAACCGCGCUGUGCCCAUCAAAGUUCUGCACAGCUUCAAGCGCAUGCGUCACUUCCAGCCGUACUCUGCCGUUCUGGAUGCUCUCAAGGAGAGCACAGUUCUUGAUGUGACCGAGGACGAGGGCGUCAAGCGCAAGGUGCCCCUUGGCGAGGAAGCUCAAAACGCCAACGCUGGCGAGGGCGUCAAGGUCUUUGAAGACAAGGCUCUUGACCGGAGCAUCUAUGCCAAGGGUUUCGGCGAGGAGACUCCCAGCACGCAGUUCGAUAUCGAGGCCUUCUUUGCGCCCUAUGGCCCUACCAACGCUGUCCGUCUACGACGCACCUACACUAAGCUUUUCAAGGGCAGUGUGUUCGUUGAGUUCGACAAGCCCGAGACCCAGCAGGCUUUCCUUGCCCUCGACCCCAAGCCCAAGUGGAACGGCGAGGAUCUCUUGAUCAAGAGCAAGAAGGACUACGUUGAGGGCAAGGCCGCCGAGAUUGCUGCUGGCAGGAUCAAGCCAAACACUGACAAAUGGCGCGGAGCCAACCAGAAAGGCGAUGACCAGCGCAGGGGUGGUUUCAGAGAUAACCGCGGAGGCCGGGGAGGCCGUGGAGGUCGAGGAGGACGCGGUGGUCGUGGUGGCCGUGGUGGUCGCGGCGGUGCCCGUGGUGGCAGACACGACAACCGUGCCCAGCAGCCCAAGGACGAGAGUGCUCCCGCUGCCGCCCCGGCUGCUGAGUCCGCUGAUGCCGCCGCCAGCAAGAAGCGCGGCCACGACGAAGUCGAUGGUGGCGCCGGUGACAGCCAGAGCAAGAAGCAAGACACCAAGGAGGCUUAAGCGCCCUGUGCCCUGUGCCUUGCGCGUUUGAUGACACUUUUUUGACUUGCUUGCUUGACUUUCUUACUAGGGUUCGGCGCUCUUGUGGUUUUAUUUCGACUCAUCAUCUACCACGCAAAUUUUCCGCACACCUCAUAACGAUCUUCUAUUUCCUAAAAGGGUCUGGUGGAUAUUCUUCAGUUAUGCCGGCAUCAUGACGGAUGCAACUCAGAUAUUUGUACAACUAAGUCAGUUUGACUCUAGGCAUGGGCAUACUAUUUCACUUUCCGGGAA